AUGUAUAAAAACCUGGUCAUUCCUCGAUACUACGCUUGUUCCAUUUUCACACUUUACUAUACCUUCACCACUGUAACAGGAAACUUGUUAGGACUGGAAGGACUGGAAAUCAACACAUGGCCUACAGAGAUAUGUAGCACUAUGCAUGGAAAAUUUCAGCCUCCAAGGAUUAGCGGAAUCAAAAAUGAAAGCGACAGGAGGUCAACCGCCGACAAGGCGUGGCUCAACCACACACAGGAGCUACAAAUACAGAGGAAAGGACUCCACCUAACACAGUUCAGGUGUCGACUGCAAGGGACAAGCAUCAUGAAGACUCUGGUUGUAUUGGCAGUGCUGGGCGUGUGCUCCGCCUCCCUCCAGCAGGCCUACAACCACGGCUACAACUACGUCCAGCCUCGGUACGUCGGACCCUUGGCAUCCACCGUCCCCGCCGGCGUCGACGGAACCAUCACUCCCGUGUCCGAUACCUACGAAGUGGCCGCCGCUCGUGGCGCCUUCUUCAGGGCCUACCAGGAUCAGCUGGCGACUGUGAACGCCCUCCGCUACGGCGCUCCCGCCACCCACUACGCCGUGCACCACGUGCGCCAGCUGUGCACCAGAAUGUAGCAGCUGUGCACCACAGUGCGCCAGUUGUGCACCAGAAUGUAGCAGCUGUGCACCACAGUGCGCCAGCUGUGCACACCGGCGUGCCAGCUGGCCACUACUCCGCGGGCCUCGGCCAGGUCCGCGAUACCCCCGAAGUGUCGGCCGCAAAGGCUGAGUUCUUCCGCCUGUACAACCAGCAGGCAGCAGCAGCAGCCGCAGCGCCAGACCAUCAUACUCAAUACAACUACUGAGCUGUCAGAUAAUGAAACUUUUGCAAAACUUUUAAACAUUUUGAUCGUCAAAUAAAGGCCAAGAACUGCA
Penaeus chinensis is the source of this 906-nucleotide messenger RNA. RefSeq lists its product as uncharacterized. NCBI's taxonomy places the organism in Eukaryota, Metazoa, Arthropoda, Malacostraca, Decapoda, Penaeidae. Bases 1 to 606 code for a protein of 201 amino acids. The record is from RefSeq and is a predicted model, not a curated record. The transcript is spliced from 3 exons.